AUGUUCGUCAUACCGAAAGGAUUCUCGCGAACGACCGCGAGCCACCGCGAGGACGAAAUCAUGCAAAACGACCCGAAGAACGUGGAAGGGAACCGAUCUCCGAAGGAUAACUCUCUUCGCGCUCUGUGGAGAGGCUUGUUCUACGCUUCGCUGUCAGCGCUGAUAUUUUCGAUAUGCUCGGUUUUCGUCAAACGAUUGCAUUACAUGCAUGUAUCGCAGCUGGCAGCUGUUCGUUUCUCGGGUAUCCUUCUGCUUUCGCUACCGAUAGCUUCAUGUAGGGGUGAAAAACUCUUUGGACGUCCCGGAUUUCGAGGGAUGCUCUGCUUGCGCGCGGUUUCGGGGGCUGUGAGCCUCAUGUUGCGAUUCUAUGCGUUCCAGAAAAUUCCUCUAGGGGAUGCAUCGACAAUAAUAUUCUCGUCGCCGCUCUUCGUUGCCCUUCUGGCGAGACUCUUCCUCCGCGAGGCCUGCUCUGUCUCCCAGAUAUUGAUGUGUUUUCUCACCGUGAUUGGAAUUGCUCUCAUCAGCAAGCUGCCCAUGCUGUUCGGCGGAGAAGACUACGCUGCUAUAGUAUUCGGAGAAAACAAGGAACGACUGUACGGCCUGCUCUCAGCGCUUUCGUCGUGCGUUUUCGCUGCUACAGUCAUCGUGCUUCUUCGGAAACUAAAAGAAUUGGAUCCUUACGUGAUCAUGUUCAAUUUCGGCUGGAUAGCUCUGGUCUUGUCAGUCUGCGGGCUGUUCUUAUUCCAAGGGACUAUCAUCAUGCCUAGGAACGAUUUGGACGCGGUACUCCUGCUGGCCUUGGCUUUAUUGAGUUUUUCGGGUCAGCUCAUGCUGACGCUAUCGCUGCGAUGCGAGCAAGCUGGACCCGUCUCGGUGAUGCGAGCCACGGUCGACAUCGUGGCGGUCUUCAUGUGGCAAGUGAUCUUUUUCAAUGAGAUUCCAGACCAGUACACCAUCGGCGGAGUCAUCAUCGUGAUGUCAUGCGUGAUUUUUACUGGCUUCCGAAAAUGGGCUUUGAGUCUACCCGACGAUCAUGGCGUUAAGAAGACCAUGGGAUGGUUCCUCUAA
Galendromus occidentalis (western predatory mite) is the source of this 1068-nucleotide messenger RNA. RefSeq names its product solute carrier family 35 member G1-like. The coding region runs from base 1 to 1068 and encodes 355 amino acids. Lineage: Eukaryota; Metazoa; Arthropoda; Arachnida; Mesostigmata; Phytoseiidae. Gene Ontology annotation, cellular component: membrane. The transcript has a single exon. The record is from RefSeq and is a predicted model, not a curated record.